This is a messenger RNA of Zootoca vivipara (common lizard), 5504 nucleotides long. RefSeq names its product toll like receptor 7 (gene TLR7). The record is from RefSeq and is a predicted model, not a curated record. Gene Ontology annotation, cellular component: plasma membrane. Gene Ontology annotation, molecular function: pattern recognition receptor activity; protein binding. NCBI's taxonomy places the organism in Eukaryota, Metazoa, Chordata, Lepidosauria, Squamata, Lacertidae. Gene Ontology annotation, biological process: positive regulation of interleukin-6 production; canonical NF-kappaB signal transduction; defense response to virus.
CUGACCUGAAGUUGGAAGGGCUUAUUUCAUGGUUCUCUCAAUCUAACACAGCACUCCGCAAAACCCUUCAUAGAAUGUUCAACAGUUAGUUCGUCAUUGCAAGAAACUGAUCACACCAUGAAAAGAGAGGGGCAAUACUUGUGCACACCUAUGGGCAUCCAGGCAAAUCACCUACAGCACACAAGCAGUUUGCUUUUCUCCAUUAUGUUCAUUACGUUCCUGUUUCCAAGGAUGGUUCCAGCAACACAAUUCCCCAAAACCUUGCCUUGCGAUAUGGUUUCUGGUAGCGAAUAUUUGCUAGCAAACUGCAGUGAGCGUGGCCUCGUAACAUUCCCAACAUUCCCACAAGAAAUGCCUGCCAACAUUACUAACCUGACACUCGCCAUUAACCACAUCCCAAUGAUUGCCCAAAGCUAUUUUGACAACCUCAAGAAUCUUCUGGAAAUUGAUUUCAGGUGCAACUGUGUGCCUCCUAUGUUGGGGCCCAAAAACAAGGUGUGUACCACGAUUCCCCAAAUCAAACCUGGCAGUUUUGCCAAACUCCACAAACUAAAAUCACUCUAUUUAGAUGGAAAUCGACUAUCCGCCAUCCCUCUGGAUCUGCCUUCAAAUUUGCGUCUUCUAAGUCUCGAAGCAAACCACAUUUUUAGCCUCAAUAAUUUGUCAGGACUUAGCAACCUAGAAAGUCUCUUCCUUGGUCAGAACUGCUAUUACCGCAAUCCUUGCAAUGUUUCCUAUAGCAUUGAUGCAACAGCAUUUCAGGCCCUUGGGAAGUUAACUGUGUUAUCCUUAAAAGCUAAUAACAUAUCAAAAGUCCCAGAGAAUCUGCCAUCCUCCUUAAUGGAACUUUACCUUUACAAUAACGUAAUUCGGAAUAUUAGUGGGGAUGAUUUAGCCAGCCUUCGUAAUUUGAAAAUCCUGGACUUAAGCGGCAACUGCCCUCGCUGUCACAAUGCCCCCUAUUACUGUGUGGAAUGUGAAGGUCAGGCAAGUAUUUUUAUCAAUUCCAGUGCUUUCGACUCCUUAACACAAUUGGAAGUUCUGCGGCUGCACAGCACCUCCCUUCGCAGAGUGGAUCCAAAGUGGUUUAAGAAUACUAUGAAACUUAAAGUGCUCGAUCUCUCACAGAACUAUUUGGCUAAAGAAAUUGAGUGCGCUCACUUUCUGAAGUAUCUUCCUAACCUUGUAAGCUUGGAUUUGUCUUUCAAUUUUGAUCUGGGGUCAUAUCCCCAAAAUCUGAAGCUACCAGACACAUUUUCUACUCUUACCGAUCUUCAAUUCUUAGGUUUGAGGGGUUUAAUUUUCUGGGAACUGAAUAACUAUACUUUAGGCAAUUUGAUUCCUCUACAAAAUCUUAACGUGCUGGAUUUUGGGACUAAUUUCAUCAGGAAUGUUGAUGUGUCUAAGUUCAAAAGCUUCCCAGCUCUUAAAGUUAUAAAUCUUUCCUUCAAUAAAAUAUCUCUCAUUUCAAGUGGAUCCAGUGGUAAUUUAAACUCUCUUCCAAAGCAUUCAUUAGCUGAAAGUAAUAGUGUUGUGCUGAAAGAUAUGCAUUACUUCAGAUACGAUGAGUAUGGCCGAAGUUGCAAGUGCAAAGACAGAGAGGCUGCUUAUCCAUUGCCUUUUGCCGGUGACACUUCUUGCAGCAGCCAUGGAGCAAUGCUGGAUUUGAGCAGAAACAACAUGUUUUUUAUCAAGCCCUCUGAUUUCAAGGACCUCACUUUCCUCAAGUGCCUCAACUUGUCUGCUAAUGCUAUGAGCCAAACUCUCAAUGGAACUGAAUUCAAAUAUCUUUCCAACUUGAAAUACCUGGAUUUUUCUAACAACCGGAUUGACUUGCUAAAUUCAAAUGCCUUUAAAGAGCUGGAAAAACUAGAAGUUCUCGACCUCAGUGAUAAUAGUUACUAUUUUAAGGCGGAAGGCAUCACUCACAUGUUGGGCUUCAUUGGUAAUCUUAUUAAUCUCAAAACGUUGUUCAUGAACGGGAAUGAGAUUUCUACAUCCACUGAUAAAGGGAUGGCAAGCAGUUCACUCACAACUCUGGAAUUUAGAAAGAAUCGCUUAAAUGUUUUAUGGCAGGAUGGGAAUGAGGAAUUCUGGCCCUUGUUCAAGAACCUGACCAGCCUAAAGACUCUUGACGUUUCUGAAAACUCUCUAACCUUUUUACCUUUAGGCGUGUUCAAUAACUUGCCUCCCAUGCUCGAGGUGUUCAUAUUGGCAAGUAACAAAAUGAAGAGUUUUAAUUGGGGAAAACUUUACCUUCUGGAAAACCUAAAAACCUUGGAUCUUAGCAACAACCAGUUGACUACAGUCCCCCGUGAGCUAUCCAACUGCUCCAGGGGCCUGGAAACCCUCAACAUGCAAAACAACAGGAUUAGAAAACUGACAAAAAACUUUCUUCAAGGUGCCUCUCAGCUGAAACAUUUGGAUCUCAGUUUUAACAAAAUCAGAACACUUAGUAAUUUCAGCUUCCCCAAGAACGUUAUUGACAAGCUAAACACAUUAGUUUUACACGGUAAUCCUUUCCGAUGUGACUGUGAUCUCGUGUGGUUUGUCUCAUGGGUCAACAAGACAAACGUGACUAUUCCUUUACUAGCAACAGAUGUGACAUGUGCAGGCCCAGGUGCAUGGAAAGGUAAAAGUGUGGUUUUCUUGGAUCAGAAUACCUGCGAGCUGAACUAUUCUUCGAUCCUGUACUUAAUUACUGUCUCAGUCAUCAUGUCUCUGAUGCUGGUCACAGUAAUGAGCCACUUGUAUUUCUGGGAUGUGUGGUAUAUCUAUCAUUUAUGCACUGCCAGUUUGAAAGGAUAUAAACGCCUCUCUUCAUCCAAAGCUAUUUACGAUGCUUUCAUUGCUUACGAUAAGAAAGAUGCAGCUGUAAAUGAGUGGGUCCUAAAAGAAUUACUUGAAAAGCUUGAAGAUGGCAGAGAGAAACGAUUCAAGCUAUGUUUGGAAGACAGAGAUUGGCUACCAGGGCGGCCAGUCCUGGAAAACCUUUCUGAGAGUAUACAAGAGAGCAGAAAAACUGUAUUCGUGCUAACAAACAGGUAUAUCUCGAGCGGCAACUUCAAGACAACCUUUUACUUGGCACACCAGCGCCUUGUGGAUGAAAAAGCUGAUGUAAUCAUCCUGGUGUUCCUUGAAAAGGUUUUGCAAACCUCAAAGUAUCUCCGCCUCAGGAAAAGAUUGUGUAACAGGUCCGUCCUUGAAUGGCCAACUAACCCUCAGUCUCAGUGGUAUUUCUGGCAGUGCCUGAGAAAUUCACUAGCAGCAAACCAUGACUUGAGCUAUAACAAGCUUUUUAAAGAGAUGGUAUAGCUUGGUCACAUUCUACAAAAAAGUUCUGUAGGUUAAAGCCACACUGAACUGAAUGAACGGAAUGAGGCUCAAUCUCAGCCUUUGCACCGGGCGAAAUUUUUAAACAUUUGAUGGAAUAGCAGCAGCUCAUGGAACAUUCAACACCUACUGCUGGAAUAUAGGAGGCUUAGCUUAUUUGAGAAAAGUGCUGCAAAGGAAGCCUAGUUUGUCAACUGAACUUUUUAGAUACUAAAUGUUGGGAUAUGCUAGGAGGUUGUGGCAGAUUUGUAUAUACAGUGGAACCUCGGUUUAUGAACACCUCGGUUUAUGAAUUUUCAGUUUAUGAACGCUGCGGACCCAUCUGGAACGGAUUAAUUCAUUUUCCAUUACUUUCAAUGGGAAAGUUUGCUUCAGUUUAUGAAUGCUUCAGUUUAUGAACAGACAUCCGGAACCAAUUACACCCAUGCUUCAGUUUAUGAACGCUUCAGUUUAAGUACUCCACGGACCCGUCUGGAACGGAUUAAUCCACUUUCCAUUACUUUCAAUGGGAAAGUUUGCUUCAGUUUAUGAACGCUUACUCCGCGGACCGUCUGGAACGGAUUAAUUCACUUUCCAUUACUUUCAAUGGGAAAGUUCGCUUCAGUUUAUGAACGCUUCAGUUUAUGAACAGACUUCCAGAACCAAUUGUGUUCAUAAACCAAGGUACCACUGUACUCUUAAACAUCUGAGGUGGGAAAGAUAAAUAGAACAGUAGCUAUAAGCUUCUGAAGCCACUAUUUAUAAUUCUUGUAUAUACAUAUCCUUGAGAAACUAGAAGAUGCAUUAUUACUCAGACUGAAAAGUGUAUUAGGCAGUGUAGUGCCUAGGUAACAUUUGAAGCCAUUGAUUUAAAUCUCAAGUCAUUUUAUAAACUCAAUUGGGGGCACUAAGCCAGGAAUAGGGACCUCUCGCCUAGGGACCAAAUGUGGUGCCCUAGCCUUGAGAGUCUCUCCAAGCCAUGUUCUUAAUCAGCCCUCCUCCUUAACCAGCCCUCCUGGCACCUUCCUGGAGUAUUUCCACCUGCUUGGAAUGGGUUCUUGAACUCUGACGCCGCCUCUUGCUUGCUCGGAUGGAGGCUGGAUGUGUGUGUUAUGCUUAGGAGCUAACCUACUGUUUGAAAGGUAGAAUUUGCACUCGUUGCUCUGCCCAAUUUUGCCUCUGGCCCCGCUCACCAAGGGCACACAGCCCCCAGAACAUUGCCCAGAAGGGAAUGUAGACCUCAGCCCUCAAUUAAGAUAAUCAAGGCAUGUCCACCUAAGCUCCUAUAUAGGCCUCUUCCCAGAGGGGGCUACUUCCAGCAUUUCAGACCGCUAGCCAUAAGAGAAACAAAAAUGGUGAUAUGUGAAAGCAAAAAUAAGACAUAAAACAGAGUGUUUUGUUUACAUAUUCAGGUGGCCUGAGAGUACCUAUUCACCAUGGUCUAAUCUUGUGCAAUCAAAACAGAAAUAUUUUAAUAAUAUUUAUGAACAUUUUUAACUCUUUGAUAUGACGGCAUCUAUAACAGUUAACAAAAAACAAAUAAUUUUUUUACCAAAUUACUUCUCUUAAUGGCUUAGAUUUGCAGCUUUAAGAUGAGAAAAUAUGCCACAUCAAAAGUCAAAAUAUAAAAUUUGAGGUCCUCUUUAAGUUUAAGGUCCCAAACCCGAAAGGUAUUCCUCCCCUCCACUGCAAUUGGCAUUGAUCCCAAAAGUGAUUUGAGAUUAACAAUACUGUUCUAUCUUACAGGGUUUGGAUACAAAUUCUUGAUAUAAUUAUUUGGAAUGCUUAUACUAAUGUAGAACCUAACAAUAAGAAGCUGUUUAAUUCACCACAACGGAUUAUCAAAAAUAACUUUUAAAAGUAUCACUCUUAGCCAACCAUCUUAGUUGCCGAUGACAUUUGGACAAUCCACAUCAGAAUCUGGAAGAUCUGGGUCCAGAACACAAAUACUUAUUUUCAACUAUGCUGAGCUGUCCAAGAGUUGUCCAAGACUAGAAAUAGUAUAUCCCUUUGUGCCAUGAAGCAGUUCUGUGGUACUACAAACUGCUACUGCUUUUCUGUCCCCAGAGUGGCUUCUAUUUGUGUGUGGAAAUAUCUGCUUGUUGUGGAAGGUAAUGUUAGCAUUGUUAACAGUGUUUUACUUAACUAUGUUGUGAAUACUCUUGUGUUAGCUUUCAAUAAACUUUAUCUUA